AUCUAUCUAGCAGACAUUGUGACGUUGUGUAGUAGUUAUUGCACGUUGUUUUGUCAUCUGGAUUUUUUGCCAGCUAGAACAUCAUAAUUAAGCAAGGAAAAGCGAAAAAUGGCUGAAUCGGUGAAUUGUAAUACAGCUCCAGAUUCUUGGGAGGAUAAUAACGACGACAAAGGGGAGAGUUUGCAAAAUUCUCUGCAGCAUUUAAACGUUAAUGCGCCUGCAUUCGUUCCGGGGCAAAACGUGCAUGCCGCAGUCUUCGUUCCUGGCGGCGGAAUGCAAGCACAGCCUGAUAAUGAAGAACCUAGUAAACCAUCGACUGUCAACAGCGAGCCGGCAAGUGGUGAAUCACAAGAAACUGAUCUUGUCAAAGAAGAUCCUCCAGAUACAUGGGAAAAUGACGAAGAAGAAGUAAAAACUCCGGUAGAUGACACUGUAGAAAAUACAUCAACUGUUACACAGCCGAAGAAGGAAAAAAAGUUGAAAGUAACUCCGACUGAAAAGAAAAAGGAUCACUUGAAUAUAAUUUUCAUUGGCCAUGUCGAUGCUGGCAAAAGCACAAUUGGUGGACAUAUAAUGUAUCUAACUGGUAUGGUCGAUAAAAGAACAUUAGAAAAAUAUGAAAAAGAGGCAAAAGAAAAGAAUAGAGAAAGUUGGUAUCUCUCCUGGGCACUUGAUACCAACCAAGAGGAAAGAGACAAGGGAAAAACUGUGGAAGUUGGCAGGGCUUACUUUGAAACGGAAAACAAGCAUUUUACCAUUUUGGAUGCUCCCGGGCAUAAGGGUUUUGUACCGAACAUGAUUUCUGGUGCUUCCCAAGCGGAUGUAGCCGUUCUUGUUAUAUCAGCACGAAAAGGUGAAUUUGAAACCGGAUUCGAGCGUGGAGGCCAAACUCAGGAACACGCUAUGCUAGUGAGAACUGCUGGAGUUAAAAUGCUCAUAAUAGUAGUUAAUAAAAUGGAUGAUCCUACUGUAAAAUGGGACGAAAAACGAUUCAAUGAAAUCAAAGGGAAAUUGACGCCAUACUUAAAAAAAUGCGGAUUCAAUCCAAAAACCGAUUUACUUUAUUUGCCUGUAUCAGGAUUGACCGGUGCAAAUCUACUAGAAAAUGCGACCGAUUUGUGUCCUUGGUAUGAAGGGCCUUCUCUUAUAAAACAUUUAGAUAGUAUAAGACCAAUAGACCGAAUGUUUGAUGGACCGUUACGAUUGCCCGUUGUUGAUAAAUAUAAAGACAUGGGCACGAUUAUUUUAGGAAAAAUUGAAUCUGGAAAACUUUCGCGUGGAGAUCAAGUGAUACUCAUGCCUAAUAAACAAAUAUGUGAAAUUACGACUUUGUGGUCUGAUGAAGAGGAUGUUGAGUCCGCAUUGAGUGGAGAAAACGUUAAAUUAAAAUUAAAAGGCGUGGAAGAAGAGGAAGUCAGUCCUGGAUUUGUCCUAUGUCACUCAUUGAACUUGUGCCAUACAGGACGCGUUUUUGACGGCCAAAUUGUUGUACUCGAACAUAAAUCAAUCAUAUGUGCUGGUUAUUCGGCUGUUUGUCAUAUCCACACUUGCGCGGAAGAGGUAACAAUUAAAGCUCUGAUUUGUACGAUAGAUCGAAAAACUGGAGACAAGUCGAAGACGAGACCAAGGUUUAUAAAACAGGACCAAAUAGCUAUUGCUAGAUUCGAACUUAAUGGUGGAGUUGUAUGCCUAGAAUCAUUCGAAGAUUUUCCGCAAAUGGGACGAUUCACCCUACGAGAUGAAGGCAGAACCAUCGGAAUAGGAAAGGUGCUCAAACUUGUCAAUUAAAAAUUACGAACUCUCAAUCCUGCUGCUUCUUCAAUAACGGAUAAAAUUCGAGUCUUGUACAGCUUUCGCUAUGAAUGUACGCAACGUUCAGUCGUCUUUUUUAUAGAAAGAGCGUACAAACUUAAUAUUGUAUCUAAAGUAUUUAUAGAAUAACGAAAUGUUUUUUUAAACGAUUACAUUUUUUUUUGUCUUUAUACUCGACUUGAAUAUGCCAGGCUAAUUUUUAAAAGUGCUUGCCCUAUUUUCAACAAGAUAUACUUGUAUAUAAUUAUACUACUAUCUGACUUUCGCCUACUGUCUUGAUAGGAAGCAAGUUUCCUUUAACUAAACAAAUAGAGCCAUUGAUUAAUGGGAUGAGAAAAGCUUAAA
Molecule: messenger RNA, 2157 nt
Organism: Dimorphilus gyrociliatus
Lineage: Eukaryota; Metazoa; Annelida; Polychaeta; Dinophilidae
Source: the annotation of a GenBank genome assembly